Molecule: messenger RNA, 2024 nt
Organism: Bombus impatiens (common eastern bumble bee)
Lineage: Eukaryota; Metazoa; Arthropoda; Insecta; Hymenoptera; Apidae
Gene: Pgant7
Product: N-acetylgalactosaminyltransferase 7
Exons: 11
Coding region: 232-1980 (582 amino acids)
Cellular component (GO): Golgi apparatus
Source: RefSeq, a predicted model, not a curated record
GAUAACAUUUGUAAAUUUAUUAAUUUGUAUAAUGAAAAAAUAGUAUGUGGUUUUCAGAGAAUACAUUUUUUUUCGAAUAGCGUACAAUGUUUCCACCAAGUUCGUACAAUACCAAUGAACGCCAGAUAGCGAUAUUUUAAUCAAUUUUUUGAUUGAAAUUUAAAAAUGUCGAACGCAUAUUGGUUUAUGCGAAAGUAGAAGAUAGAAGUAUGUGUGAUUAUCUUAAACAAAAUGAGAAUUGUACAGCUCAGGCGAAAUCGUCUUUUCAGUAUUAUUAUCUGUAGCAUAUUUUUGCUUUACACAUUGUAUAUUGUUAUAAACUUUUUUUCUGACAAGCCUAUUAACAAUUUAAAGGAAUAUUGGUCAGAUAGUCUAAAAACAGUUAAACGGGUACCAGUUCUAUCAAAAGAGCUUGGUAAUUUUGAACUCAAGCAUGUAUCAAUUAGAAGUGGACCUGGAGAAGGAGGGAAACCUUAUAUCCUUAGGGAUGAUCAACAGAAUGAUGUUCAACAAUCAGAAAUAGAUUACGGCAUGAAUAUGGUGUGCUCGGACGAAAUUUCAUUAGAUAGAUCGAUCCUUGAUACAAGAAUGCCUGAAUGUAAACACUGGAAUUAUCCAGAAGUACUCCCCCGAACUAGUGUAAUUAUAGUAUUUCAUAAUGAAGGUUGGUCUGUAUUACUGAGAACUGUUCACAGUGUGAUAAAUCGUACUCCCCCACAAUUUUUAGAAGAAAUUUUACUUGUAGAUGACUUUUCUGAUAAAGAUAAUUUAAAAGGAGAUUUAGAUUCAUAUAUAGAACGGUGGGAAGGUAAAGUAAAAUUAAUAAGAAAUGAUAAAAGAGAAGGUUUAAUAAGAACGAGAUCACGUGGUGCACGUGAAGCUAAGGGUGAAGUUAUAGUGUUUUUGGAUGCACAUUGUGAAGUUAAUGUUAACUGGUUACCACCUCUCUUAGCCCCAAUAGCUGUUGAUAGAACUGUGAUGACAGUUCCUAUUAUCGAUGGCAUUGACCAUAAGACCUUUGAGUAUCGACCUGUGUAUCAAGAAGGACAUUUAUAUAGAGGUAUUUUUGAAUGGGGAAUGUUGUAUAAAGAAAAUGAACUUCCUGCACGGGAGAAAAAAUCUCGACCUUAUAACAGCAUGCCAUACAAGUCUCCUACUCAUGCUGGUGGCUUAUUUGCGAUAAAUCGUGAAUACUUUUUGUCGUUGGGUGGAUAUGAUGACGGAUUGCUUGUGUGGGGUGGAGAAAACUUUGAGUUAUCAUUUAAAAUAUGGCAAUGUGGGGGAAAUAUUCUUUGGGUACCAUGUUCGCACGUUGGUCAUGUGUAUAGAGGGUUUAUGCCCUAUACAUUUGGAAAAUUGGCUCAAAAAAAAAAAGGACCGCUGAUAACCAUAAAUUAUAAAAGAGUUGUUGAAACUUGGUUUGAUGAUAAAUAUAAAGAAUUCUUUUAUACAAGGGAACCACUAGCGCAAUUGCUUGAUCAUGGUGAUAUAUCAGAGCAAUUAGAAUUUAAAAGAAGGAAAAGGUGUAAAAGUUUUCAAUGGUAUAUGGAAAAUGUUGCUUAUGAUGUUUUUGAUAAAUUUCCCGAAUUACCACCUAAUAUUCACUGGGGAGAGUUGCGAAACAUAGCGACAGGAAUGUGUUUGGAUACAAUGAGUCAUUCGCCUCCUAGUUUAAUGGCUACUACUGAUUGUCAUGGAUUUGGUAAUAAUCAGUUAAUUAGAUUAAACGCUAAAGGUCAAUUAGGUGUCGGAGAACGAUGCAUAUCUGCUGAUGGUCAAGGAGUGAAAUUCGUAUUUUGCCGGUUAGGGACUGUAGAUGGUCCAUGGCAAUACGAUGAGAAAACAAAGACGCUUUUACACAGAGUGCACAAGAAGUGCAUGGCACUUCAUCCUCAAACUCAACAGUUAUCACUAAUGCCAUGUGAUAUCAAUAAUACGUAUCAACAGUGGUCUUUCCAUCAAAUUCAUCCAAAGUGGUGAAGAAACGUAAGUACUGGUGCUGUUUGCAUAUGAGACGUUUCAUG